GGCCGAGAGUUCCGCCUUUCCCUCCGCCCUUUCCCGGUGGUUGCUGCCGCUGCUCUCCCGCCGUCUGCCUGGGUCGCUCCUGUGGCGGCAGUCGCAGCAGGCAGCAUGGCGGCAGUGGAAGCCCGGGUGUGCGAGACGGCGGGAUGCAGCAGCGAGGCCAAGCUGCAGUGCCCCACCUGCAUCAAGCUGGGCAUCCAGGGAUCCUACUUUUGCUCGCAGGAAUGUUUUAAAGGAAGCUGGGCUACUCACAAAUUGCUACACAAGAAAGCGAAAGAUGAGAAAGCAAAACGAGAAGUUUCUGCCUGGACUGUAGAUGGAGACAUAAACACAGAUCCCUGGGCUGGUUAUCGAUAUACUGGGAAACUCAGGCCACAUUAUCCACUGAUGCCAAUGAGGCCUGUGCCGAGUUACAUUCAAAGGCCAGAUUAUGCAGAUCACCCUUUAGGUAUGUCUGAGUCAGAACAGGCCCUUAAAGGAACAUCUCAGAUAAAGAUCCUUUCUUCAGAAGAUAUAGAAGGGAUGCGGGUUGUGUGUAGGCUUGCUAGAGAAGUCUUAGAUGUUGCUGCCAUGAUGGUGAAGCCAGGUGUAACCACUGAAGAAAUAGAUCAUGCUGUUCAUUUAGCAUGCAUUGCCAGAAAUUGCUACCCAUCGCCACUGAAUUAUUAUAAUUUUCCUAAGUCUUGCUGUACAUCAGUAAACGAAGUAAUCUGCCAUGGCAUUCCAGACAGGCGACGCUUACAAGAGGGUGAUAUUGUUAAUGUGGACAUUACUGUUUAUCGUAAUGGUUAUCAUGGGGAUCUCAAUGAGACAUUUUAUAUUGGAGAAGUUGAUGAGGGUGCAAAACGAUUAGUUCAGACAACAUAUGAAUGCCUAAUGCAAGCAAUUGAUGCAGUAAAGCCUGGUGUACGGUAUCGAGAAUUGGGAAAUAUUAUACAGAAACACGCUCAAGCCAAUGGAUUUUCAGUAGUUCGGAGCUACUGUGGGCAUGGGAUUCAUAAGCUUUUCCACACUGCUCCCAAUGUGCCACAUUAUGCCAAAAAUAAGGCUGUUGGAGUAAUGAAGCCUGGCCAUGCAUUUACGAUAGAACCAAUGAUCUGUGAAGGUGGCUGGCAAGACGAAACCUGGCCCGAUGGUUGGACAGCAGUUACCCGAGAUGGCAAGCGGUCUGCUCAGUUUGAGCACACACUCCUAGUCACAGAUACUGGGUGUGACAUCUUAACCCGGCGGCUGGAUAGCAUUCGUCCUCACUUCAUGACCCAGUGCUAGUAAAAGCCACCUGAAGAGCUUGAAAUGAGCAUUUGUACUAUGCAUUUUAUUAAUGUACAGGAUGAAAGGGGGAUUUUAUCACUUGUUUUCUUGUCAUUGCCUAUAGGUAAGAGAAAUGCAAAUCUGCAUCGUACAACUUGGAAGAAUCUGAUGCAGAGGACCCCAACACUGUUUGAACUUUUAAAAAGAAUUUCCAAGUAGCACCCCUUUGUUUUCCUUUCCAUCCACCAAAAGAAAACCACAGCAAAAAAAAAAAAAAAAAGCUGGGAUUCAGAUGAUUUUGUCACUGCUACAGUUGUCAGCUGGUGUACCUAAGACAACAUUUUCAUGGUGAAUGUGAGAGCCUACCUUAGGUUUUGAACUUUUCUUGUUCCAAAGGCAAUCCCUGCUUAGCUUGUGCUGCAAAGGCAGUUUUAAACAGGCUAGGCUUUCAUCUGUUUACAACUCAGAGGUGGCAUUAUAUACUACAAAAAUGAAACUAGUACUGUGUACUAGUCCCUCUAGAACCUUGUCUGCCUUUCCUUCUACCAUUUUGGUUGCCUCUGUUGUAAUUGUAUAUAGAAGUACAAUAACUGCUAGUUAAGUGAAGAGAGUUUGCCUUUGCCCAGCGGUUCUCUGUAAAAAGCCGUAAAGUGAGGCAGGGAGGCCAAAAUUACUGAGAUCCUGCCUGGUUUGAGCUUUUACCAAAUUACAGCUUUAAGAUGGGUAGCACUUGAUAGCCAAUAAGGGUCUAAAAUUUCACUAGUACAAAGCUGUUAUUCCAAUUGAAAUAGAAAAAAAAUACAAAGAAUUCCUGUCCACCAUGUAUAUUACAUUUGUGACUUUCUAUGACUUCAUUGCCAUAUCAAAUGUUUGUCCACUGUAGGGCUCACUUGGGAUUGAUAAGAUUUCAUCACAGUAAAUGAUACUUUGGGAUUGUGACGUGCAGCUGUCAGGAACUGGAUCAGAAGUGGUUACUUUUUAGUCCAUAACAACUGAAAUCAGAUUCACUGCAGAUUAAAGAGGAAAAUUUUUGCCAGUGUAAUGAGAACUCAGCCACAGACAGGAAAGUAAGAUAUAAUGCUGCAUGUUUCCCACGGCACAUUUUAUCACAUAAUUAUUUUUCUGAAUUGUACUUAGGCAUUUGACAGAGCAGGUGCUGUUACAACUGGCCAAUGUAAAGGAAGCUAUUGUAGUAAAGAUAAUGCCCUUGAAAUGUGCAAGAUUUGGGCAGCCCUGGAAAUCAUUAAUCUUUCCUCAAAAGUUCUUAGACCAACAACCAAGGUGACGGUGUGGUAAUGAGUUGGUUAUACAGAUUUACCGUGUCAGGGAGGCUUAAUUUUGUUGGCCAGUGGCUGUUUCCAUCUAACUUUGUGUUCUGUAAUGAGAAUGAUUUUUCAACUACAUUUUUUAUUCUGGUGCCUACUUCAUCCAUAGUGUUGAAGUAUAGCAAUGGAAAUGAAGACAAAUAAAAGUCAUAAAAUCAUGGGCAUAA
Crotalus tigris (Tiger rattlesnake) is the source of this 2740-nucleotide messenger RNA. RefSeq names its product methionyl aminopeptidase 1 (gene METAP1). The transcript has 11 exons. NCBI's taxonomy places the organism in Eukaryota, Metazoa, Chordata, Lepidosauria, Squamata, Viperidae. Gene Ontology annotation, biological process: proteolysis. Gene Ontology annotation, molecular function: metalloaminopeptidase activity. The coding region runs from base 106 to 1266 and encodes 386 amino acids. The record is from RefSeq and is a predicted model, not a curated record.